Molecule: messenger RNA, 828 nt
Organism: Callorhinus ursinus (northern fur seal)
Lineage: Eukaryota; Metazoa; Chordata; Mammalia; Carnivora; Otariidae
Gene: CIMAP1C
Product: ciliary microtubule associated protein 1C
Cellular component (GO): cytoskeleton
Source: RefSeq, a predicted model, not a curated record
AUGAAACUGCCCAAGGGGGCCAGGAACUCUGUGUUCAAUGGGCAGGGCCCAGAGGAGAAAGUUCAGGUGCCCUCAUGGCAGGAGGUAAAGCAGACCCCUGUGAUCAUGGCAAUGAUCAAAGGUCCGGGCCCAGCCAAGUACCUCCGGCCAUCUUGCACUGGCUACUUCCACCAUGACAUCUCCAUGUUCCAGGAGCCAGCCUAUACUCUGCACACCAGACACUCGGAGAAGCGGGUCAUGGACAUUUGCAGCCCUGGGCCUUGCUAUUUCUUGGAUCCCAAAAUAACCCGGUUUGGAAUGUCCAGCUGCCCGCAGGUUCCCAUGGAGGAACGCAUCUCUAACCUGCGCCUGAGGCCCAACCCAGCCCCCUGCCAUUACUACUUGGAGAAGACCCACCCACCUGGGGAACGCAGGGCUCCCCAGUAUGCUUUUGGCUACCAGUGCCCAUACAGAGUGAUGGACCCCAAUCCAGCCCCCAACCAGUACCAGCUGCCACUCUUUCUGGGGCCCAGCAACCCUGUCAGUCGAGCAGCUCCUUGCUAUAGUUUCGCCUCGGGGCACAAGAACUGGUUCUACAAGGAGAACGUGGCAGGAGGCCCUGGGCCGGCUGUGCAUGCCCGGCCUGAGCCCUCCGUUUACCAGAACUGCAGCCCCGUCUACAACAUGGCCAAGCGAUUCGCCUACCCGAUGGACCACACACCUCGGCCUGGCCCAGGCUCGCACGACGUCCAGCAGGUCACGGUGCACAAGCCCCGCACACCUGCUUUCACCAUGGGCAUCAAGCACUCACCCCACCUGUGCCCGCUGGUCAUCGACAUUCACGACUAA